UCUUCACCCUCCAUGCCCAUGACCUCUCCGGAAUUGUUUCUCACUCCACCUCUCUCUCUCUCUCUCUAAAAAGCUAUCCAUGUGUAUAUACAUAUAUUUAUAUAUCUAAGCGCGCAUAAUCGAAGAAUGAUCCUUUGAAAUUUGAACAAAGGAGGCUCUACAUUUCGAAUCAUUAGCAGAUCAUGGUAAAUUAUUUAUGAGUUACAGAAUUCUUUAUCAGUUGGAAUCUUUUUCUGUGGUAGUACUUGAGUUCAGAUGAGAUCAGUUGCAAUGUGCUUUUCAAUUUUGCAAGCCCCUAGAUGCAGACAUUUCACCUCAGCUACUUCUUGGUGGGAAAGUUUUCACAAGUUAAAUAAGAAUCAUGGAUGCGGUUCGAGCUUUAAGCUUCUUGGUUCCAAUACUUAUGAUGGGCAUGAAGGAGGAUACAGCAGGAGAUGGAUCAGAAGACCUGCAAGUACGGAAGCAGAAGGAAGAAGCAAAAACACCCUAAGAAGAAAAACAAACAUCAGUCAUAAAGUAUCAGAUGGAACAAUUUCUACAAGCACGAAAGUAGAUAUAAAUAAAUCCGAAAUAAAUAAAAUUGAAAGAAUUCAGUACUGUGAUAUUCAACAAAAGAUUGCUGAGAACAAAGAUCUUAGCAGCCUCAUAACUUUUCUUGUUUUUGAUAUUGAGACCACUGGGUUUAGCAGAGUAGAUGGACGGAUUAUCGAGAUUGCAGUUCGAGAUCUUGGAGGGGGUGAAAAUAGCACUUUUCAGACACUAGUAAAUCCUGGAUGCAUUGUGCCAAAUUCACAUAUCCACGGCAUUUCAACCUAUAUGGUAACCAGGCCUGGCAUUCCAAGGAUGGACGAGCUGAUCCCAAUCUUGCUGCAGUAUGUCAGAAGCCGCCAGAAACCUAGUGGAUUUGUAGUGUUGAUUGCUCACAAUGCUCGUACUUUUGAUGUUCCCUUUUUGAAUAAUGAAUUCUCUCGCCACUCAUUUGAGGUUCCUUCAGAUUGGCUGUUUCUGGACACACUUCCUCUGGCACGUGAAGCGAUGAAGUUGGGAGGAUCAAAGGUUCCUGCAAAAACAUCAUUGCAAGCCCUCCGUGAGUGUUAUGAAAUCCCAUUAGUUGGUCCAGCUCACCGAGCCAUGUCAGAUGUGGACGCAUUAGCAUUGAUUCUGCAAAGGCUGACUUUUGACCUGAAACUGCCAAUCUCUGGCCUUGUUGAAAAAACUUUUAGAGCCUCAGACUCCAGUAACCCAAAGAAGAAGAAGUAGUUUUGAAAGAUCUUUUAGAGCCUCAGACUUGAUUAACCUAUAAAGAAGAAGAAGAAUUAUUCAGUGUAGUUUUGUUGUCACUUGUAUAUCUUGUAAUAACUAUUUGUUGGAUUAUUUCACUCAUUCUUAUCAAUGAUAAAUUUCAGGCCAUUAUUCAUUCAGUCUCAA
Cornus florida is the source of this 1428-nucleotide messenger RNA. RefSeq names its product exonuclease DPD1, chloroplastic/mitochondrial. Gene Ontology annotation, biological process: DNA catabolic process. The transcript is spliced from 4 exons. NCBI's taxonomy places the organism in Eukaryota, Viridiplantae, Streptophyta, Magnoliopsida, Cornales, Cornaceae. The record is from RefSeq and is a predicted model, not a curated record. Gene Ontology annotation, cellular component: cytoplasm. Gene Ontology annotation, molecular function: 3'-5'-DNA exonuclease activity; nucleic acid binding. Bases 256 to 1260 code for a protein of 334 amino acids.